Messenger RNA from Aaosphaeria arxii CBS 175.79, 906 nucleotides. Its product is annotated as dabb-domain-containing protein. Lineage: Eukaryota; Fungi; Ascomycota; Dothideomycetes; Pleosporales. The record is from RefSeq and is a predicted model, not a curated record. Gene Ontology annotation, molecular function: carbon-sulfur lyase activity. The transcript has 2 exons. Bases 37 to 906 code for a protein of 289 amino acids.
GAUGUCUUUCCCGACUAUGUCCAUAACUCAAUUCUCAUGUCCUCCGUCUCGUCAAGCCCCUCCCCUACACCCCCGUCGUCAAUCGCAUUAUCCGGAACACUACCCACAAUAGACACGGUGCUCCUUAACACUAUGAGCGAAACAAUCACCCAUAUCGUGCUAUUCAAGUACAAGAACGACAUAUCAUGGUCGGACUUUGAGGCCCAUUUUGCGUCAUUCAUGGCAUUGAAGACGAAGUCGCUCCACCCUGUCACUGGCGCGCCACUCAUCAAAUCGUUGAAAGCGGGAAAGAAUCGAUCAUGGGAGUCGUUCAAUAAGGGAAUGACGCAUGGAUUUGUUCUGGAGUUUGCAUCUCAAGAAGAUCUCGACUACUAUCUCACAACGGAAUCUGUUCAUCUGCAAUUCUCAAGAGAUGCGAAGCCAUUGAUCGAGGAUUCCGUGGUUGUAGAUAUUAAGGAUGGUGUGUUAUUCGGGGCCCCGGCGGAGCAUCCAAACUUGAAAGUUCCCGGAACAAGGAAAGGAACCUGCCAUUGCCAAGGUGUGAAGUGGACUGCAAAGUUGGACAAAGCAGAGCACGUGUUGUGUCAUUGCUCUACCUGUCAAAAAUUGGGCGGAGGGCCUUACUCAUGCAAUCAAAUCAUUCCACGGGAGGAACUAUCGAUUGUUGCCGGUCAAGAGAACGUCGGAGUUUACAAAUAUAAGGGAGCAAGUGGCAAAUUUGUCUCAUGCUACUUCUGCAAGACAUGCACUAGCCAUAUCUACCAUCACCAGGAUGUUAUGCCCGAGAAGGUGAUCGUCCGAACACUCUUGCUUGACGGAGGUGAAAAGAUGCCUGCGACAGGCGAAAUCUUCGCUGAGGGCAAAUUAGGCUGGGUUCAAGAGAUCAAGAACUCUUUGGGGAACUAG